AUGAGCCUCCGGUUCUGCGACCAGUGCGGGGCCUACUGCUCGGAUCCGUGGUUCGGCUUGGACCUCCUCGUGGUCGCGCAAGGAAUGCUGGACCUCACCCUCCCCUUCCUGGCCGGCACCUAUGCGUCUUUAUUGGCGUCUGGCUUCUCUCCAGCACUGGACGAGAAGGGCGGCUGGAGCUGGAGAAUUGGAGAGGAGGAGGUGGAGAGAGUCUCGCAGAUGCUAUGA
Molecule: messenger RNA, 228 nt
Organism: Prorocentrum cordatum
Lineage: Eukaryota; Dinophyceae; Prorocentrales; Prorocentraceae
Source: the annotation of a GenBank genome assembly